AUGAUGAAUCACGAUAGUGAAUCACAUGUGAAAAUUUCGAGAACUAUAUAUCGAGGAGUAUCACCAAGUACAACAAGACUUGAAAGUCGAGUUCGUGAAUUAGAAGAUUUAUUGGAUUUAGAACGUGAUGCUAGAGUUCGAGCUGAACGUCAUGCAGCUGAUUUAGGUUUUCAAGUUGAUGCGCUGUCAGAACGUUUAGAUGAAGCUGGUGGUUCUACAACUCAAACUCAAUCAGCUGAAUCCAAACUAGAAGGAUUGGAUGGGCAAUUGAAUCGAUUAAAAUCAUUGACAGAUGACUUGCAGAGACAAUUAACUGAAUUGAACAAUGCCAAAUCGAGAUUGACAUCGGAAAAUUUUGAACUUUUGCACAUAAACCAAGACUACGAAGCCCAAAUUUUGAACUAUUCAAAAGCUAAAUCAUCCCUUGAAAGUCAAGUAGAUGAUCUGAAACGAUCUUUGGAUGACGAAGCUAAAGCUCGUUUCAAUCUUCAAGCUCAGCUAACAUCACUUCAAAUGGAUUAUGAUAACUUACAGGCUAAAUAUGAUGAAGAAAGUGAAGAGGCCAGUAAUUUACGCAGCCAAGUAUCUAAGUUUAAUGCUGAUAUGGCUGCAUUAAAAUCAAAGUUUGAACGUGAACUUAUCAGCAAAACAGAAGAAUUCGAGGAAAUGAAGAGGAAAUUAACCAUGCGAAUCACAGAGCUUGAAGAUACUGCAGAAAGAGAGCGAUUAAAAGCAGUCUCAUUAGAGAAACUGAAGACGAAAUUAACACUGGAAAUUAAAGAUUUGCAAUCUGAAAUAGAAAGUCUUUCAUUAGAAAAUAGCGAAUUAAUUCGUCGUGCAAAAGCCGCAGAAUCCAUGGCUGCUGAAUUACAACGUCGCGUAGAUGAGCUUACAAUUGAAGUGAACACUUUAACAUCACAAAACAGUCAACUAGAAGGGGAAAAUAUUCGCCUAAAGAGUUUAGUAAAUGAUUUAACCGAUAAAAAUAAUGCUUUAGAACGUGAGAACCGUCAAAUGAACGAUCAGGUCAAGGAAUUAAAAAGUUCUCUUCGAGAUGCUAAUCGUCGUCUUACUGAUUUGGAAGCAUUAAGAUCACAAUUAGAAGCUGAAAGAGAUAAUCUCGCUUCAGCUUUACAUGAUGCCGAAGAAGCUCUGCAUGAUAUGGAUCAAAAGUAUCAAGCUUCACAAGCUGCACUGAAUCAUUUAAAGUCUGAAAUGGAGCAGAGACUGAGAGAAAGAGAUGAAGAAUUAGAAAGUUUGAGAAAGAGUACUACUAGAACAAUUGAAGAGUUGACUGUUACAAUUACUGAAAUGGAAGUAAAGUAUAAGUCAGAGUUAUCACGUUUAAAAAAACGUUAUGAAUCAAGUAUAGCUGAAUUAGAAAUUCAACUUGAUACUACAAACAAAGCAAAUGCAAACCUUAUGAAAGAGAAUAAAAAUUUAACCCAACGUGUAAAAGAUCUAGAAACAUUUUUGGACGAAGAACGUCGACUGCGUGAAGCAGCAGAAAGUAAUCUACAAAUCACUGAAUAUAAACGUUUACAGCUGGCAAACGAAAUUGAAGAAAUGCGUAGUACCCUGGAAAAUCUAGAGCGUUUACGUAAACAUGCUGAAACAGAACUUGAAGAAGCUCAGUCACGUGUUAGUGAAUUAACUAUUCAAGUCAAUACAUUGAGUAAUGAUAAACGUCGACUUGAAGGAGACAUAGGUGUAAUACAAGCUGAUAUGGAUGACGCCAUCAAUUCUAAACAAGCUGCUGAAGAUAGAGCGACCAGACUGAAUAAUGAGGUUCUACGAUUAGCUGAUGAAUUACGCCAAGAACAAGAAAACUACAAGCAUGCUGAAGCUUUGAGAAAACAACUCGAAAUCGAAAUCCGUGAGAUCACAGUAAAAUUGGAAGAGGCGGAAGCAUUCGCCACUCGUGAAGGUCGUCGUAUGGUUCAAAAAUUACAGGCUCGUGUACGUGAACUUGAAGCAGAAUUCGAUGGUGAAUCACGUAGAUGUAAAGAUGCACUAGCUCAAGCACGUAAGUUUGAGCGCCAGUAUAAAGAAUUGCAAACACAAGCAGAAGAUGAUCGCCGGAUGGUUCUUGAACUUCAAGAUUUGUUAGACAAAACUCAAAUGAAAAUGAAAGCUUAUAAACGUCAGUUAGAAGAAAUGGAGGAAGUUUCUCAAAUUACAAUGAAUAAGUAUCGUAAAGCACAACAACAAAUUGAAGAAGCUGAACAUCGGGCAGAUAUGGCUGAACGUACAGUGACUGUACGUCGUGUUGGUCCAGGUGGACGUGCUGUAUCAGUAGCGCGUGAACUAUCCGUCACUUCAAACAGAGGAAUGAGAGCAACAAUCAAUUACAAUUGCAAAUCUUUAAUUUCCAGUGUUAAUUUCGUCUUCAGUUUCUCUAAUGAGACUGCUUUUAAUCGCUCUCUUUCUGCAGUAUCUUCAAGCUCUGUGAUUCGCAUGUUCAGAGGUUCGUAG
Molecule: messenger RNA, 2475 nt
Organism: Schistosoma turkestanicum
Lineage: Eukaryota; Metazoa; Platyhelminthes; Trematoda; Strigeidida; Schistosomatidae
Source: the annotation of a GenBank genome assembly